AUGUCUCCUCUCAUGGAGAACUUACUUAUGCUAAUCCUUGUUCUUCUUCUUUGCUUAGCUUUGUUUUGCUUGUGUAACGUCCUAUGGCUAAGACCGGAGAAGACAAGGAAGAGGUUGAGAAGGCAAGGAGUGAAGGGUCCCAAGCCUACUUUGCUUGAUGGCAACGCCAAAGAGAUGAAGCGUAUCCGACAUGAGCUCAAGCCUAUGAAGAAGCAAGACAGCAACAACUACAUCUCCACCCUCUUCCCUCACAUCCUUGUCUGGAAGGAAAUUUAUGGCUCUGUGUUCCUUUACUCGUCAGGAGGUCGGGAGAUAUUGCAUGUUUCUCAGCCAGACAUGGUAAAGGACAUAGACCACUGGACACCAUCAGAGCUCGGGAAGCCUAAUUAUCUGAAGAAAACUCGAAAAGCCCUUCUAGGGGGAGGGUUAUUUACGGUGAAUGGUGACGAAUGGGCCUAUCAGAGGAAGACCAUGGCGCCAGAGUUCUUCAUGGACAAGAUCAAGGGUAUGAUACAGCUGAUUGAAGAUGCAACUGCUCCGCUGCUAGAAGCAUGGGAGAACAUUCUCGACAGUGCAGGAGGUAGCACAGAGAUAGUUGUCGAUGAUUAUGUGCGGAACAUCUCAGCAGAUGUAAUCGCCAGGGCUUGCUUCGGGAGUAGCUUCGCAAAAGGAGAAGAGAUAUUCUGCAUGCUCAGGAAGCUUCAAAAGGCGAUUUCUCAACAGGAUGCAUUUGUUGGACUCUCUGCACUGUGGAAGCAUCUGCCUACCAAGAGCAACCGAGAGAUACGGAAUCUGGUUGAGAGAGUCAGGCUACUGAUCUUGGAACUGGCAAAGGACAACGGGAACGAGAGUGGAGCUGAGAAUGAGGCAACUCAUAACGGUCUUCUGCGUGCGAUCAUCAAAGGCUCCCAUGGUGCUGGCCAUGGCGGCACUGCCGAGGACUUCAUCGUUGGCAACUGCAAGACCAUAUACUUUGCAGGGCACGAGAGCACGGCGGUCACCGCCAUUUGGUGCCUGAUGUUACUGGCCAAACACCCGGAGUGGCAGGAGCGCGCCCGUGUCGAGGCGCUGGAGGUUUGCCAUGCGAGGAGCACGUUGGACGUCGACGCCCUCCACCGACUGAAAAUUCUGACGAUGGUGAUCCAAGAAACUCUCCGUCUGUACCCACCGGCGUCGCUGAUGAUGCGUGAAGCCCUGACGGACAUAAAGAUCGGCGACCUGGAUGUGCCCCGCGGAACGAUCGUCCAGGUGACCAGAUCGAUGCUGCACCUGGACAAGGAAGCCUGGGGCCCCGACGCCGACGAGUUCCGCCCGGGCCGGUUUGCCAACGGUGUGGCUGGGGCGUGCAAGCCGGCGCACAUGUACACGCCAUUUGGGCUCGGCUCCAGGACCUGCAUCGGGCAGAACCUGGCGAUGACGGAGCUGAAGGUGGUGCUGGCGCGCCUGCUGAGCAGGUUCGCCUUCUCGCCGUCGCCGACGUACCGCCACGCGCCGGUGUUCCGGCUGACCAUCGAGCCAGGGUUCGGCAUGCCAUUGGUGGUGAAGAAGCUGUGA
Triticum turgidum subsp. durum (durum wheat) is the source of this 1554-nucleotide messenger RNA. The record is from the annotation of a GenBank genome assembly. Lineage: Eukaryota; Viridiplantae; Streptophyta; Magnoliopsida; Poales; Poaceae.